This is a messenger RNA of Pezoporus flaviventris, 2768 nucleotides long. RefSeq names its product parkin RBR E3 ubiquitin protein ligase (gene PRKN). The record is from RefSeq and is a predicted model, not a curated record. Gene Ontology annotation, cellular component: endoplasmic reticulum; mitochondrion; ubiquitin ligase complex. Gene Ontology annotation, biological process: positive regulation of proteasomal ubiquitin-dependent protein catabolic process; regulation of apoptotic process; negative regulation of protein phosphorylation. The transcript has 12 exons. The coding region runs from base 188 to 1591 and encodes 467 amino acids. Gene Ontology annotation, molecular function: polyubiquitin modification-dependent protein binding; zinc ion binding; ubiquitin conjugating enzyme binding. Lineage: Eukaryota; Metazoa; Chordata; Aves; Psittaciformes; Psittacidae.
ACAUUAGAAUUCAACCUUAAAUUUACAGCAUGUUUAUCAAGGAAGGCUGAGGCCAAAACUUUAUUAAAAGUGGUUUCUUUGAAUUGCAGACUUGCAGGCUGAUCGUUCUCUGAUGGUUCUGUCUUCUGUACUCACACAUGAGAGCCUAAUAGUACAGGGGUUCUGUUGGAUGUGUCUGCUGUGAGGCAUGACCCAUCUCAGAGUGUUCGUCAGGUUCAACUCUAGCCAUGGUUUCCCUGUGGAGGUUGGUUCAGAUGCCAGCAUCCUCCAGCUGAAGGAGGUGGUUGCCCAGCGACAGGGAGUUCCAGCUGACCAGCUGCGGGUGAUUUUUGCAGGGAGGGAGCUCAGCAAUGACUUGACACUGCAGAACUGUGACCUGGCCCAGCAGAGUAUCAUUCAUAUUGUUCAGAGUCCACAGAAGAACAGUCCAAACAAGGAUGAGACAGGAAAUAGCUGUGCUGGAGGUAUUCUAAAAGCCUUGGGAAAAGAAACUGAAAGUCUAACUCGCAUAGACCUCAGUACCAGCAUCCUCCCAUCACUCUCUGCAGGACUGGCUGUUAUUCUGGAUACUACAAAACCCAGCAUUUCUCUUCCCUCUGAAAAAUCAGGUGUGUCUAAUUACAACAGCUUCUAUGUUUUUUGCAAAAGUAUCUGCCAGUCUGUGAAACCUGGGAAACUCAGGGUCCGCUGCAGUGAGUGUAAACAAGGAACACUGACGUUGACAAGGGGUCCAUCUUGCUGGGAUGAUGUGCUGAUGCCCAACAGAAUAAGAGGUGUUUGCCAGUCCCAAAGGUGCAACGGAAAUGUAGCGGAGUUUUACUUUAAAUGUGGAGCACACCCAACCAGUGACAGUGAAACAUCUGUGUCUUUGAACCUCGUUACAACAAACAGUCGCUGUAUCACAUGUAUAACAUGCACAGAUAUUAGGAGUCCUGUGCUUGUGUUCCAGUGUGUGCAUCGCCAUGUCAUUUGCCUAGACUGUUUCCACUUGUACUGUGUGACUAUGCUGAAUGACCGCCAGUUCAUCCAUGACCCAGAGCUUGGCUAUUCUCUCCCUUGUGUAGCUGGCUGUCCAGACUCCCUGAUUAAAGAGCUUCAUCACUUCAGGAUUCUGGGAGAAGAACAGUACAACCGCUACCAGCGCUAUGGGGCUGAGGAAUGCGUGCUGCAGAUGGGAGGAGUGCUGUGUCCAACUCCCGGCUGUGGAGCAGGUUUGCUUCCUGAACCAGGAGUGAAGAAAAUUGUAUGUGAACCAGGCAAUGGAAUAGGCUGUGGGUUUGUGUUCUGCCGUGAAUGUAAAGAAGAAUACCAUGAAGGGGAAUGCAGCUCUCUCCUCAGCCUGCAGGGAGCUAUCGCCCCGAAGGGAUAUGUAGUUGAUGAACAUGCAGCCAUGCAAGCUCGAUGGGAAGAGGCAUCUAGAGAAACAAUCAAGAAGACAACUAAGCCAUGCCCCAACUGCAAUAUUCCAGUAGAGAAAAACGGUGGCUGCAUGCACAUGAAAUGUCCUCGCCCUCAGUGUAGAUUUGAGUGGUGCUGGAACUGUGGCCUGGAGUGGAACAGAACCUGCAUGGGAGAUCACUGGUUUGACUAGUGGUGCUGAGGCCAGCCUGUGUUGCUGCGUAAAGCUUGUUUUCAUCAGGGCAAACUUCUGAACCCCUUGCUUAAACGAAAUUACCAGUGGUUUCAGGGUCACAGAGUUCAGAAGUUGGCCAAGUUUGUUGGUUUUUGCUUUCUUGCACAUGCAAUCAUACCAAAAUCGCAUUGAAGUUUUUAAAUCCACUAAGUAAAAAGAGUAACUGUUUUAAUGGACAAACUUGCCCAUUGUAGUACAAAGAGGGGUAAACUACACCUUUCUGGACUUACACAGUCUGUCUCAUGGAGAGCAGACAAAGUUCCAUUAGGAACUUUGCUUGACAUUUACAGUUAGGAAUCAACAACUCUUGCAAGAGACAGCAGCCUGUAUAUGUGUGUGUGAGUGUGUGUGUGUCAGCGGGGUUGGAGAGUGUCCCCUGCAUCAGCUGUUUUGUCUUUGCCCACUCCUUUGCUCAUUCAGCACGUUUUUUGAUUUUGAGGCAGUAUUUCUUAACAGCUCUUUUAGCACAGGGAAGACUGUGGCUCUUCAGUGUUUUCUCAGGGUUCCUUCCUAAUUUUAACAGGGUUCCUUCUGUAGGGGUCUUGCUUUCUAGCCAAAUUCUAACACAGAACAUCCAGCUUUAUGCAAUACUUGUGCUUGUGUAUUUCUAACACACCACACGAAACCUGCCUACAUAUUCAGUACAGACUUUGUUACCAUUGGAAGACGAACUAAGGAUGCAGUUUCAGUUCUAACCAUGACCAUUGUUGCAGUGGUUCUGAUUAAGUGUUGUGCUUACAGCAGUACUUUGGACAUGGCAAGGGGAGGCAGGACUUCUCAGGGGUUUUCCCUACCAUCAUUCUCCAAGUAGAAUAUGGUUGUAUUUCUGAAAAUACAUUCACAGCUAAAUACAUUCACUGAGGGGCAGAAAGACAUCUUUCAUUUUACAAUGUUAACACAGUAAGUAAAGCUUACUAGCAUUUCCAAGCCUGAACAAUCUUACUGUUUUACGUGCUUUACACACUGUCUAUUCUGAAAUGAAAUGGAUACUGUCCAUAUCCAACAUGCCACUAAGGAUUUGCACAAUUCAGUUUUGAAAAACAAACAAACAAAAACAAAAGACAACACGAUAAAUGCAGUGGUCAAAAUGUUAAAUUUUAUUUCCUUUUUCAUUUGAAUAAAAAGUGAGUACAAA